UGACGCUGCUGAUGCUGCUGAUGCUGACGCUGCUGCCUCACCCGACUCCACCGCCGCCGCCACCGCUGCUUCUCCCACCGCAGCCUCUGAACCUGCUGCCAGCUCAGCCGCUGCUCCCGCCUCGGCUCCUACUCUAGACCUGUUUGGUGAUAUGUUUGAUUCUAUGCCUGAGCAAACCUCCCCCUCAGCACCCAAUGCAGACGCUACUCCUAGCAUAGGCCUAUUUGGUGCAGAUCUCCCAGCGGUGUCCCGCGGGCCCUCCCCACUGCCCACGGAGGCUAACAUGACUGGUGAUCUGCUGUCGGAUCUUUCCCCUGCGGGCCCUCCAGCAGCUCCAGUAGGUGGGGCCCCCGCUGCCUCCUCUCCCUCCAAACCUGAGGUCCCGGUGCUUGACCUCUUCGGGGACACGUUUGGGGAUUCGGGUGGAGGCCUUCAGCUUGCUGCACCUGCCACUGCUGGAGCUGACCUGCUGGGAGGCCUGAGUCCAUCUUUGGCCCCAGGUGAAGCUCCUUCUCUGGCCCCUGCUUUGGCCCCAACCUCCCUAGUUCCAGCUCCAGCUCCGGCCCCUACGACCGCCCAGAACGACCUGCUGGAGGCCACUGGAGACCUGUUCUCAACCACAGUCGCCGCUCCUGCCUCAACAGCGCCCUCUGGUGGCUUUGAUGCCUCAGUGUUUGAUGGAUUAGAGGAUCUGCUCAUGCCCACAGUCACGCCCCAGAGCACCGGAGGCACGCCCAUGGCUCCAACGCCGCUAGCUCCUGUAACGCUGCUAGCUCAUGUAACGCCGCUAGUUCCUGUAACACCGCUAGCUCCUCUUGUACCGCUGGCUCCUCUAGCACCACUAGCUCCUCUAGCACCGCUGGCUCCUCUAGCACCGCUGGCUCCAGUUGUACAGCUAGCAGGAUUACAGUUAGCAGGAGCGCCGCUGCCAGGAGCAGGAGCCCCAUUAGUGCCUGCUGGAGCUCCGUUAGCCCCAGCUCCAGCUCCAGCUCCGGCUCCAGCCGCUGCAACCCCACCUGCCAAACCCAUUGGAGGAGACCUGGACUCAUCCCUAGCUAACCUGGUUGGAAAUUUGGGAGUUGCAACCCAGAAGAAGGACCAGCAGUGGAGUGAGAAGAAGCUAACAGGCGGGGCAAACUGGACCCCGCAGGUUGCCCCUUCUAUUUGGGGAGCCCCUGCUGCUCAGAUGGUAAGAGAACAAUUCAGUCCGUCGUCACCCAUAGAGCAGCUCUUGCCUCUCUGUCGGCCUGAGCCUGAUGAUGGGCCAGAGGUUCCUGUGGGGGAAUACACCCUGCCUGGCCCUGGAGUGGAUUAGAAGGACACAGGCUUCAGUUGCAAUGAGAACUGACCUUUUACUGACCAUUUAGAUCAUUGUAGAUGAUCAUUUUCAACAUAACUCUCUCUCUCCCUCUCUCAAACUCUCUCUCUCUCUCUCUCCCUCUCUUACUCUCUCUCUCUCUCCCUCUCUAUGUUAUCUUGUGAUUGACUCCAUAACACCCUCUUCAGUUUUGAGCACAUCAGGUGUUUUAAAAAAGUGAAGGUGUUUUAAAAAGCUGAAGAAAUCAUAAUUGGAUCAUUCUAAAAAAAUGAUAGUGAUUCAGAAUAAUGUUGUUUUUGGUUCUGUCUGGAAAGUCAUAUGAUUUUUCAAACAAGAGGCAUCAUGCAUAAAAUCAUCCGCAUGGAAUAAUAGAUUAAUGAGACCUGUAAGAAAAGAAACAUUAUGGAAGGACUGUGUUUGUGUCGUAACUCCUUCCUGCCAAGGGUGUGUGAGUUGUGUGUUUUCACUCUUUCCCUGUCCCCAGACUGGUGCUCCACCCACACCUCCAGCUGGAGCCAUGCAGGGCUUUGUCAUGCCCCCAGCUGCUGCCCCUGUGGCUCCUAUGAUGGCUCCCAUGGGAGCGCCACUGAUGGGCCAGCCCAUGAUGAGACCUCCUCGCGGUGUCGCUUCGCCAGGA
This is a messenger RNA of Clupea harengus (Atlantic herring), 1955 nucleotides long. It is a transcript of the gene snap91a, whose product is annotated as clathrin coat assembly protein AP180-like. The transcript is spliced from 10 exons. Gene Ontology annotation, cellular component: extrinsic component of presynaptic endocytic zone membrane; clathrin-coated pit; clathrin-coated vesicle. The coding region runs from base 152 to 1315 and encodes 387 amino acids. Gene Ontology annotation, molecular function: SNARE binding; clathrin heavy chain binding; 1-phosphatidylinositol binding. The record is from RefSeq and is a predicted model, not a curated record. Gene Ontology annotation, biological process: synaptic vesicle budding from presynaptic endocytic zone membrane; clathrin-dependent endocytosis; clathrin coat assembly. NCBI's taxonomy places the organism in Eukaryota, Metazoa, Chordata, Actinopteri, Clupeiformes, Clupeidae.